UGUUAAAAAACUUUGCGCUUUUUGUUUCUGCGCGUGUGCGUUUGUGUUUUUAAUCAUGACAUUUCAGGUAAAAUAUGCACUCUAUCCUUAAAUGAAACUUCAGAUAAUCAGCAACGAUUUGCUUACCUAAACAUUAAAUGUUUCACGUAGUUUUAUGAUAGGACGUGUGCCUCUCAGCGCUCUGAUACAGUAACAUUAGGCAUAAACGCCUCAAAAUGCUACCUACUCGAAGCGCCAACAGUGCUGUCUAUGUAUGCAGCUCAGUCUGGUGUGAGACACUGCCAUAGAGUGCUCACUUGAACGAUUUUAAAACGUUCCCUAAACACCGCAUGGACGGAUAAAUAUAGCGCAAAUGAACCAUAAAUGUGGGAUAUGCUGGUUUUGAAGUUGUUCUUGUUUGCAGAUUUCACGCUGUGUGUCCGCUGGCCUUUGGGAUCUGAUCAGUCCCUCACUAACAUUUGGAUAAAUCUCUGUCCUUUCCUCAUCCUUGGUAUCUCCUUUCACUAAAGUCUCCCUUUUCCAUCCCUGCAACCUGACAUAUGAAAUAGCAAUUGGUUACUGAUUUUUGAAAGAUGCAUUGCAUUUCUCACAUAGGAAUUUUCUCCACUUCUCUAACAAGUAAAUGCUUUCAUUUAUGAAACUUUUUGGAAAGACAACUGACUUGUGUUUCUGCAAACAGUAUUUUGUGCUAGUCAUGUGCAAACCUUCCUCAGUAAACCCACCCUUCAUGUCUGCAGUAUCAGUGUCUUCACAGGCGUGUCUCUCGUCGCAGGUUAUCGAACAGCUAGGACAGUUUGAACAGAACACACUCAGACAGCAGGGAACACACGUACAGGUCCAGUACCCUGUCAUUGUGUGGUGGUCUCCUCUGACUGGAGAACUGGGACGUCUCGGAGAGUGUGGCCAUAACAGAUGUUUCUUCACUGUUAACAAGUCUUAUCAUUCCCAUCCACAGACAAAAGCUUUUCUUUUUUAUGGUACGGAUUUCAGCAUUGAAAGUCUUCCUCUUCCGCGUCACGAGCAGCACCAGUGGGCGUUGUUUCACGAGGAGUCGCCCAAGAAUAACUACAAGCUUUUUCACGAGCCGCUCAUUACCCUGUUCAACCACACGGCGACCUUCAGCCGCCGCUCUCACCUGCCCCUCACCACGCAGCACCUGGAGGCCCUCAACGCUCUCAGCUCACAAACACACCUGCUGCCUCUGUCCUACAAAAACCAGCUGAGGAGGACUCUGGCGCCGGUGGCGUACGUCCAGUCGGACUGCGACCCACCGUCUGACAGAGAUGUUUACAUUCAAGAGCUGAUGAAACACAUUCAGGUGGACUCAUACGGACAGUGUCUUCAUAAUAAAGACCUGCCGCCCCAUCUGAGAGACUCCACUGCGAUGGACGAUCACGAUUUCUACCAGAUCCUCGCCCAGUACAAGUUCAUCCUGGCCUUUGAGAACGCCGUCUGUGAUGACUAUAUCACUGAGAAACUGUGGAGGCCGCUCAAAUUAGGCAUUGUGCCGGUGUACUACGGAGCUCCUAACGUACGCAUGUGGUUGCCAGAUAACAGGAGCGCAGUCGUGGUCAAUCCCAAUGAGCCGCCGAAGAAGCUCGCUCAGUAUUUAAAGAGGUUGGACGAGAAUGACGGGGAAUAUCUGAAAUAUCUGGAGUGGAAGCAGAAGCGGGAAAUAUCUAACGUGAAUCUGGUGACAGAGCUGAAGGAGCGUCCGUGGGGUGUUCAGGAUCUUGGUCAAGAUAGCUUCAUUGAUGCCUUCGAGUGCAUGGUGUGCAACAGAGUCUGGGAGAAUAUCCACCGGCGGGAAAAGAAACUGCCGUCUAAAGUCUGGCGAGCUGAAGAAAGCCACCUCACAUGCCCGCCUCCAGAGCUGUUUGAGUUUGCUGUGAGCCCCAGCUCGUCUCUUCGGCAGAUAUGGAGAGCCAGUUAUGAGCAGUCCAGAAGAGAAGCCCGAGUGCUGGGACUGAUGCUUCGCAGGAACACAAACUUUACCGUAACGCAGUUCUGGAGAGAAGUGUUUACUGACUGAAGGAAACAGAUAACUGAAAUGCAGUUAUUGUGUUUAUGUGGAUGGUAAACCUGUGGGCUGCAUUUCAGGAGGAAAAACAACUUCAAGGUGAUGUGUAAUUCAUAGGGCUAUUUUCAUGUUAUGUGGAAAGUUACGUCAUGCAUUGCAUUAUAUUUAACAUACAUAAUCUUUAUGUGGAUGUGACAUUUUCUCAAACAGUCGAUGCAAUGCUCAGGAUCUGCAUUAACCGUGUGUGUUUUUAUCAUAUAUAGCCUAAUAUCUAGCCUUAAUAUUCAAAGGCCACACUGGACAAUAAGGUCCCAUUGAGUUCAUGUUACUUAAUGCAUUAACAAUGAUG
Molecule: messenger RNA, 2369 nt
Organism: Sinocyclocheilus anshuiensis
Lineage: Eukaryota; Metazoa; Chordata; Actinopteri; Cypriniformes; Cyprinidae
Gene: fut10
Product: fucosyltransferase 10
Exons: 3
Coding region: 623-2032 (469 amino acids)
Cellular component (GO): Golgi membrane
Molecular function (GO): alpha-(1->3)-fucosyltransferase activity
Source: RefSeq, a predicted model, not a curated record